Molecule: messenger RNA, 1861 nt
Organism: Podarcis lilfordi (Lilford's wall lizard)
Lineage: Eukaryota; Metazoa; Chordata; Lepidosauria; Squamata; Lacertidae
Source: the annotation of a GenBank genome assembly
AUGUCGACGCUGCAGCAGCAGCAGCAGCAGCCGGUUCCGGGCGCCGACCCGGCUGGCCUCCUCCUCCUCCUCCUGCCGCGGCCGGCGCUGCUGCUGCUGGGUCCCGCUGGCUCGGGGCGCUCGGCGCUCUCGUUCCGCGCGGCGCUGCUGGGCGCUUCCUCCUCCUCCUCCUCGCGGGCUCGCGCGCUUUUCUUGGCGCCGCGGCCUCUGGAGCGCCUGCCGGCCGGGGGCGCAGAUGCAGCCGGAGCCGGAGCCAUCCAGGUGGGUGGGCGAGUGGGUAGGUGGGCCAGCAGCCCACCCAUGAGGCCAGAUUGCGGGACCGGAUUUAGGGCGCGGUGGGCGGCGACUCCCGCGCAAAGGGCGCUCAGCUGAGGGAGUGAGUAACAACAACAAAAAUACCUAUACAGUAUUUAUGUGGGUCCCUACUGAGAUUAAUAAAAAAAAAGCAGCUGUACCAAAAUGAAUUAUUGUGAAAAUAAGAGAUAUUUUUUGGGGUGGGUGUCACAUUUUGUCCUCAUUCAAGGUGCCACUGAAAUUUGAAAGGCCGAAGUCCACUGCUGCACCAGGGGACAAAUAUGGUAAUAUGGCGCCCUGAGCAAGGACAAAAAUUGGUGCCCCUCCCCAAAUAUUAUUUUGCAUUCCCUCGACUCCUGCUAUGGGGGUUUAGGAUUGUGCAGUUGGUUCCCCGCCCCCCCCCCGGGGGCAUGGAGUCGAGGGGAUGCAAAAUAAUAAUAUUUGGGGGGGAGCACCAAAUUUUGUCCUUGCUCAGGGUACCAUAUUCAUAGCUGUCAAUGUUUCCCUUUUCUUGUGAGGAAUCCUAUUUGAAAUAAGGGAAUUUCCCUUUUAAAAAGAGGAAAUUGACAGCUAUGGCCAUAUUAGGGACGCAGGUGGUGCUGUGGGUUAAACCACAGAGCCUAGGACUUGCUGAUCAGAAGGUUGGUGGUUCGAAUCCCCACGACGGGGUGAGCUCCCAUUGCUCAGUCCCUGCUCCUGCCAACCUAGCAGUUCGAAAGCACGUCAAAGUGCAAGUAGAUAAAUAGGUGGGAAGGUAAACGGCGUUUCCAUGCGCUGCUCUGGUUCGCCAGAAGCGGCUUAGUCAUGCUGGCCACAUGACCCGGAAGCUGUACGCCGGCUCCCUCGACCAAUAAAGCGAGAUGAGCGCCGCAACCCCAGAGUCGGUCACGACUGGAUCUAAUGGUCAGGGGCCCCUUUACCUUUUUAUGGCCAUAUUACCAAAGUAAUAUGCAAGUGAGGCAACCACUGCCCUGGCCUGUAGUGUGGCUUAUUCAUUCCUACGAAUUGGCCAUUAACACUCUUCCCUUUCAACUCCUAGAGAAUCCACUUCCUGUACCCGCCAUCGUUCCGGGAGCUGCUUCAGCUGGUGGCCUCCCUACAUGAAACUUUUUCCUGCUCCCUCUCCCUAGUCGUUCUGGAUGGCUUGGAGGAAUACUUGGGCAGCUGCUCCAGCCCAGCGAUGGCAGCUCAGCUUGUGGCUUUGCUGCUGGACACAGCGAACCAUUUCAGCCAGAAGCUCCCCGUGGAGUCUGCUGCAGGCUGCAAGCUCGUCGUUUCCAUGAGGCUUUCUGGAGAAGCUGGGGAACAAGCGGAGUAUUUCUCAGCAAUUGAGCGCUACUUCCCAGCCCAGUGCUGGCUGCAUCCGAGCACAGAGGAGAUUGCUGAUUCAGGUAGCCAGGGCAUCACCAAGCUGAUUAGAGCACGUCUCUCCCAGCCGGGCACUAAGGACCAAGAAUGGCUGGUGAGAUUCGAUCCACAAGGGGACAUGAGGAUUUCUCUGCUUCCGUGCGAAGGGGAAGUUGAUGGGUGCACAGCUUCGAGGAGCGAUCGACCCCCUGAGACUUAA